This is a messenger RNA of Impatiens glandulifera, 1578 nucleotides long. RefSeq names its product putative F-box/FBD/LRR-repeat protein At4g03220. The record is from RefSeq and is a predicted model, not a curated record. Gene Ontology annotation, molecular function: protein binding. Lineage: Eukaryota; Viridiplantae; Streptophyta; Magnoliopsida; Ericales; Balsaminaceae. Bases 1 to 1578 code for a protein of 525 amino acids. The transcript has 3 exons.
AUGGAAACAAGAUCCGCAAAGAGAAGGAAACUAAUGCUGUUGCAGGUGAAUUCUAACGAAGAAGAAUAUGAAGAUGAAGAAGAAGAAGAACCCAAAGUGGAUCGAAUCAGCGACCUUCCAGAUCACAUCCUUCACUGCAUUCUUAAAUUACUACCAAUCAAAUCCGCAGCCCAAACCGCAAUCCUAUCAUCCAGAUGGAAGAACGUAUUUUCAAACAUACCCGAUCUUGAUUUCAGAACCCUUUUAACUUCAUCCAAAUGCAUGUGUAAAACCCAUCAAUAUUCGAUCAAAUUAAUCAUCACAGACCUCAAAUUCAUCAAACAAGUUCUUAAUCUCCGUCAAAAGAACUCAUCCAUCAGAACCCUCAAGUUAUCCGGUAGUAUAACCUUCACAGAUCUUCAUAACUUAUUCAAAUACGUCACAAGACACGACAUUCAAGAGCUAGACUUGGAUUUGAAAAUCAAAGAUCAUUUCAAUUUCCCCAGGAGUAUUAUCAAUUGUGAUUCUCUUAAGAUUUUAAGGUUAAGAUCAAGUUUUUAUGGGUUCAGGAUUUCACCUUCGUCAGUGAUUCGUUGCGGCAGAUUCAAAUCGCUUCAUACCUUGUCACUUUCUAUGAUCUUGUUCCAUGUUGAACCCACAUCGCCUGAUCUAUUCACUGAUUUGACUUUUCCAUGUUUGAAGAAUCUGUUAUUGGAUUGCUGUUACUGUCUUAAGGAACUCAAUAUUAGAUGUCGUGGGCUGGAGAAUUUGUUCAUAAUGAAUUGUAAUCAGCUUAAUAAGUUGGAUAUUGUUGGAUUGAAGUUGGAGAGAUUGAAUGUUGAUUGUUGUUUUAAUAAGUCUAGUAUGAACAACAAGGUUAUAAUUAAUGCUCCGAUCAUUAAGCAUGUGGAAUUGAUUUAUAAUGUUAUAAUUCAUACCAUUGUUAUGGACAAAUCCAUUCUUUUGGAGAGUACAGUUAUUAAUUUGUUUCUACUUCAGUUUGACAACAACCUUAUAGAGCCGGUAAAAAGACACAAUUUGUCUAAUAUGAUCAAUGCUUUCUCUCGUACCAAGUCUUUAACGCUCGAAUCCGGAUCUAUCGAGAUUCUCUCGAGAAAUGAUGCGGAUAAUAUUCUAGUAAAUAAAUUUGAGAGUUUAAAAAAAUUGGAAAUUGAGACUCAGUAUGAUCAGUUUAACGGAUACAACAACUAUCCAGCAAUUGCUACACUAUUCGAGAACUCUCCCUAUGUCGAAACUCUCGUCAUCACAACCAUGAAUAUUGAGAAGUUUCAAAGGAGGCCGUUACUAGACUUAAGGGAGUACACGACCCAGGUAGAAGAUAAAUACUGGGGUGAUCGAGUUCCAAAAAUGAAUUCUUUUUUUAAUCAUUUGAGGAUGUUUAAGUUUGAUGGGUUUUUGGAAUGCGACAAAGAUAUUAGUCUUGUAAUGUUCUUGAUCAAGCACGGAAAUGUUCUUGAAGAAGUGAUUUUGUGUCUAGGUAAGGGCAAAAAAAGACAAUUGGCUAGUAGAGAAAGGAUCAUGUCUAUGAUGAUGAGUUUCUCUUGGGCAUCUUCUAAAGGUAGGAUUGUAUUUGAAUGA